Molecule: messenger RNA, 981 nt
Organism: Thalassophryne amazonica
Lineage: Eukaryota; Metazoa; Chordata; Actinopteri; Batrachoidiformes; Batrachoididae
Product: golgin subfamily A member 6-like protein 22
Exons: 3
Coding region: 1-981 (326 amino acids)
Source: RefSeq, a predicted model, not a curated record
AUGGACAAGAACAGAGACACUAUCAUUUUGAGAAGAAAAGGAAAUGAAGACACUCUCACCUUUACAGUCAAAAUUAUUGACUUAAAGAAGGAUAAUGAUAUUGAAGAGGAGAGAGUAAGGACAUUUCAGCAGACCACAGAGGAAGGUUUGGAAAAAGUCAAGAAUCUUUUCAGUGGUCUGCAAGAGGACCUCCAUAAGGUCAAGCAGCAAACCGAACGUCUUCAGGAAGACUUCCAAAAGCACUGCCAAGGGUGUAGAAAAGAACUGAUGGAGAGUCUGAUACAAGCUGUGGAAGACCUGUCCAAACAGCUGGAGACUCUGCAGGACAAACUCAAUGUUAUUUCUCAGAAGCAGACCACAGAGACCACAUCUGUCAAGCAUAAGUCAAAGCUUGAGGAGGAUGUGGAUCUUCUGAAAGAGACUAUGAGCAAGUGGCAAUGUGAGCAGAAAAAACACAUGCAAACAACCUUCAGUUGUCUACAGCAGCUCUGCACGAAGCAAGAAAUCCUCACAAAAAAGGAGGAACAAAGUGCGUGUACACUGGAGAAGACACUGAGGCCUGAAUUUACAAAGCAGCUCACCACAAUCCAGGAGAAACAGAAAACACUGGAGCAAAAUGUGAAGGAGAUGGAGAACAACAUGGGGAAGCUCUCCACUAACCUGGAGGAAAAAGUGCUCCAGACUGAGGUGGAACCCCUUUUGCCGAUGAACAAGAAAGCAGUUGUUCGUGUCAAAAAAGCGGAGGAGAAGGUGGAGGACUAUGCCAAGAAAAAGAUGAAAAAGCAUGGCUCAAAAAUGUCUCUCAAUACUGAUGUUUCCCAGAUGAGCAAAGAACCAGCUGAGACAACACCAUUCACAACCACCAAGACCAAGGAGUCCUGCAACCUCUUCCAAGGCCAAAAAAAUUCAACCAGAGCAGCACUGAAACUGCUUUGCAACUGGUUUGAUGAGGGCUUGGAGGAGGAAGUGAAGCACCUUUGA